Molecule: messenger RNA, 1417 nt
Organism: Lycium barbarum (goji berry)
Lineage: Eukaryota; Viridiplantae; Streptophyta; Magnoliopsida; Solanales; Solanaceae
Exons: 5
Coding region: 172-1248 (358 amino acids)
Biological process (GO): glucose metabolic process; beta-D-galactose catabolic process via UDP-galactose, Leloir pathway
Molecular function (GO): carbohydrate binding; aldose 1-epimerase activity
Source: RefSeq, a predicted model, not a curated record
UAACUUAAAUGCGUCAAUUUUCAAGAGUGGUCACUCAUCUUUUGUUAGCCUGCAGGCCGUAAUAAUCUAAUCCCACAAUGAUUCCAGAUGAAUAGGAGGAGUGUAUAUAUUCAAGGCUUAUUAAGCUGUCAUUAGAACACUCCCAAAGUCUCGAAACGACUGGAGUUAACUAUGUCUUCAAAGAUUAGAUUGUUAAUCUGUUUAUUCAUUCUUCAUCCGUGUGUUGCUUUGACUAGUGUUUCAGGGCGCAAGAUAGGGAUAUAUGAGAUAAAGAAAGGAGAUUUCUCUGUUAAGGUCACUAAUUAUGGUGCCUCAAUCAUUUCCGUUCUUCUUCCUGAUAAGCAUGGAAAAAUAGGUGAUGUUGUUCUUGGAUAUGACACCAUCGAGGAAUACCUGAAUGAUACAAGUUAUUUUGGGGCAUUACUUGGAAGGGUUGCUAAUCGGAUUGGUGGUGCUCAAUUUACUUUGAAUGGAACCCUUUAUAAGCUUGUCCCCAACGAAGGAAAUAAUACGAUUCAAGGUGGUCCUAAAGGAUAUAGCAAAGUUGUCUGGAAAGUGACUAAGUACGCGAAAGAUGGUCCCUGUCCUUACAUAACUCUAACCUACUUCAGUCCCGACGGUGAUCAAGGAUUUCCUGGUGAUGUUCUUGUCUCUGUUACUUAUGCAUUAAAAGACCCUUACAAACUUAGUGUGGAUUUUAAGGCAAAAGCACUGAACAAGGCCACUCCAAUUAACUUGUCUCACCACCUUUACUGGAACAUUGGUGGUCACAACAGUGGCGACGUCUUGUCCCAACUGGUUCAAAUUUUUGCAUCACACAUCACCCCAGAUGACAAUCAACACAUCCCCACAGGCGAAAUCUCCCCUGUCAAGAACACGCCCUACGACUUCCUUAAACCCCAUAAGGUGGGGAGCAGGAUCAAUAAACUUCCAAAUGGAUAUGACAUGAACUAUGCACUCGACAGCACUGAAAAAAUGAAACCCGUGGCAAUAGUUUAUGAUAAGAAGUCAGGAAGAGUGAUGGAUGUCGAAGCUUCUGCACCUGGUGUGAUACUCUACACUGCAAACUUUGUCAUUAAUAUAAAAGGGAAAGGUGGAUUUGUGUAUCAGCCUCAUUCAGCAUUGUCUUUGGAGACUCAAGGAUUCCCCGACGCUGUGAAUCACCCAAAUUUUCCAUCGUCAAUUGUGACUCCAGGAAAUACCUACGUCCACUUCGUGAUAUAUAGCUUCUCCAUCAAAAAAGACUAGAAUGCUGGCUUGUGUAUUUUGUAUCCCUCUGAAUAUCAUCUACUUAAAUUGAUAUAUGUAUCAACGUUAUAUCUACAUGUGACAAUUGACAAAUAAGGCCUAAUAGUUUUACUUUGUUUGAAGUGUUUGUCUGGAGUUUUCAUGUUUGUUUGAUUGUUUGGACGAGAGU